Molecule: messenger RNA, 3123 nt
Organism: Scomber japonicus (chub mackerel)
Lineage: Eukaryota; Metazoa; Chordata; Actinopteri; Scombriformes; Scombridae
Gene: kif5aa
Product: kinesin family member 5A, a
Exons: 28
Coding region: 1-3123 (1040 amino acids)
Biological process (GO): microtubule-based movement
Molecular function (GO): microtubule motor activity; microtubule binding; ATP binding
Source: RefSeq, a predicted model, not a curated record
AUGGGCGAUAUUACAUCUGAGUGCAACAUUAAAGUGUUGUGUCGUUUUCGACCUCUCAACCAGGCCGAGAUUUUACGAGGGGAUCUGUUUCUCCCCAAAUUCCAAGGAGACGACACUGUUGCCGUCGGGGGGAGGUCCUAUGUGUUUGAUCGAGUAUUUCCGACCAACACCACCCAGGAACAGGUGUACAACACUUGCGCCAAGCAGAUUGUCAAAGAUGUGCUGGGUGGAUACAAUGGCACUAUCUUCGCAUAUGGACAAACCUCCUCCGGGAAGACUCACACUAUGGAGGGCAAGCUGCAUGAUCCUCACCAGAUGGGCAUCAUUCCUCGCAUCGCUGAGGACAUUUUCAACCACAUCUUUGCCAUGGACGAGAACCUGGAAUUCCAUAUCAAGGUUUCUUACUUUGAAAUCUACAUGGACAAAAUUCGUGACCUUCUGGAUGUGACAAAGACCAACCUGUCUGUCCAUGAGGAUAAGAACAGGGUCCCAUAUGUGAAGGGAUGCACCGAGCGUUUCGUCUCCAGCCCUGAUGAGGUUAUGGAUGUGAUUGAUGAGGGCAAAUCUAACCGCCAUGUUGCUGUGACCAACAUGAACGAGCACAGCUCUCGCAGCCACAGCAUCUUCCUGAUCAACAUCAAGCAGGAGCAUGUGGAGACUGAGCAGAAGUUGUGUGGAAAACUCUACCUGGUGGAUCUGGCUGGCAGUGAAAAGGUCAGUAAGACUGGAGCUGCAGGAGCCGUCCUGGAUGAGGCUAAAAACAUCAACAAGUCUCUUUCUGCUCUGGGAAACGUCAUCUCUGCCUUGGCUGAGGGCACGAAAACUCAUGUGCCGUAUCGUGACAGUAAGAUGACCCGCAUCCUGCAGGACUCCCUUGGUGGUAACUGUCGUACCACCAUGUUCAUCUGCUGCUCUCCCUCCAGCUACAACGAUGCAGAGACCAAGUCGACUCUGAUGUUUGGACAACGUGCCAAGACUAUUAGGAACACCGCCUCCAUCAACCUGGAGCUGACUGCAGAGCAGUGGAAGAAGAAGUUCGAGAAGGAAAAGGAAAAGAACAAGACUCUGAAGGACACCAUCCAGAAGCUGGAGGCUGAGCUCAACCGCUGGAGAAACGGUGAGGACGUGCCUGAGACUGAACGGACCGAGGCGGAGAUUGUGACCCGUUUCGAGACUGUGGAGGAACGCCCCAUUUUGGACAACGACACCUCCUCCAUUGUGGUCCGCAUAUCUGAGGAGGAGCGUCAGAAGUAUGAGGAGGAGAUCCGCAAGCUGUACAAGCAGCUUGAUGACAAGGAUGAUGAGAUCAACCUGCAGUGCCAGUUGGUGGAGAAACUGAAGCAGCAAAUGAUGGAUCAGGACGAGCUCCUGGCCUCGUCCCGUGGCGAUGGAGACAAGGUCCAGGCCGAACUCGGCAGGCUGCAGGUGGAGAGCGACUGCGCCAAGGCUGAGGUGAAGGAGGUACUGCAGGCACUGGAGGAGCUGGCCAUCAACUAUGACCAGAAGAGCCAGGAAGUGGAGGAGAAAGGCCUGCAGAACCAGUUGCUGGCUGACCAGCUGUCCCAGAAAAUGGCCAGUCUGAUGGAGCUGGAGGCAGAGCUGUCUCGUAUGCAGGAAGUGAGUGGUCAGCAGAGGAAGCGUAUUGCUGACGUCCUCAAUGGGCUGAUGAGAGAUCUCAGUGAGUUCAGCACCAUUGUGGGCAACGGAGAGAUCAAGCUGCCGGUGGAGAUCAGUGGUGCGAUCGAGGAGGAGUUCACGGUGGCUCGCCUCUACAUCAGUAAGAUUAAAUCGGAGGUGAAGAGCAUGGUGAAGCGCUGCCGCCAGCUGGAGAACAUGCAGCUGGAGUGCCACCGCAAGAUGGAAGAGACUGGCAGGGAGCUGUCCUCCUGCCAGCUCCUCAUCUCUCAGCAUGAGGCAAAGAUCCGCUCUCUCACCGAGUACAUGCAGAGCGUGGAGCAGAAGAAGAGGCUGCUGGAGGAAAGCCACGACUCCCUGAGCGAAGAGCUGGCCAAGCUGCAAGACCAGGAUAACUCCCUACUUGAGGAGAAGGAAGGCGAGAAGGGUGAGACUGAGGAGGGAAAUAUCAAGAAGAUUCCUCGUCAGCAGGGAGACUCUCACCGUGGCCUCCAUCACCAGCAACUGGCCCGCCUGCGGGAUGAGAUCAAUGAGAAGCAGAGGAUCAUUGACGAACUCACUGAUCGCAACUCCAAGCUGGAGCUGGAGCUGGCUCAGGUUCGUGCUGACUUUGAACGCCUGAAGAGUCAGGACAGCACCAAGAGCGAGCGCCUGGAGGAGCUCUCAUUCCUCCACGAACGCCAUGAGCAGACAAAACAGGACUUGAAGGGUCUGGAGGAGACUGUCGCCCGCGAACUCCAGACCCUCCACAACCUGCGCAAGCUGUUCGUUCAAGACCUCACGUCGCGGGUUAAAAAAAGUUCCGAAAUGGAACCUGAUGAUAGCGGGGGGUCUUGCACCCAGAAGCAGAAGAUUUCCUUUCUUGAGAAUAACCUGGACCAACUUACAAAGGUUCACAAACAGCUGGUUCGUGACAAUGCAGAUCUGCGCUGUGAGCUUCCAAAGCUGGAGAAACGUCUUCGGUCUACUGCUGAGAGAGUUAAGGCCCUGGAGACUGCACUGAGGGAUGCCAAGGAGGGCGCCAUGAUGGACCGCCGCCGCUACCAGCAGGAAGUCGACCGCAUCAAGGAUGCCAUGAGGGCAAAGAACGCAUCGAGGCGUCCACAUGCAGCACAGAUUGCCAAGCCAGUGAGACCGAAGCAACCGCCCGUCUGCUCUCCCACCAACCCAUUCUACUCCUACAUCCGUGCUACUGAACACGCCAACACCUACAGCAACGCCCUCUUCCAGAGCAACGGGACACAGCCGAGCUCCGUCAACUGCAACCCCAACUCUGUCCAGAGCAACACAGUUUCCACAGCACUGGGCUACAGAGCAGGCAGAUAUAAUGGAGACACACUGGAGUCUUACCCACUCAACAUUGACAAUGGUAACAGCAUCAGUGAAACGAGAGACAUCAAUGACAACAGAAGUGAUGUUCACUGUGGCAGUGAGGUGGAUGAUUCAAACAGGCACUACAUCAUUCAGCAGGAGACCGCUGCAAGUUAA